AUGGAUCAGCCAGAAGAAAUAAUUUUAUGUUUUAAAUAUAGUGAAGAUUUUUUUCUAAAAAAUACCAAGACAAUAGAAUUUUUUUGUAAAUUUAAUCUUAUAAAAAAAGAAAUGGGUUGUGUGAAAUGUGAUAACAGAAUGAGGAUUGUGGUUACUGCCACGUAUAUAGGCGGGUAUGCUUACAGAUGCUCUUUAAAGUCAUGCAAAUAA
Molecule: messenger RNA, 210 nt
Organism: Vairimorpha ceranae
Lineage: Eukaryota; Fungi; Microsporidia; Nosematidae
Exons: 1
Coding region: 1-210 (69 amino acids)
Source: RefSeq, a predicted model, not a curated record